AGAGAGAGAGAGCAGGGGUUGUGUAUUGCUGCUGAUGAGAGAGAGAGAGAGAGAGAGAGAGCUAAAGCAUAAUCCGUCGACUAAAUAACAGGACCUCUCAUUUUAACUUUUGGAUUUCUGGUUAACGGAUAAAUCGCCGCCGAGGGAUUAAAAUAAAAGGAUUCGCGCUUUAUGGUACGAUUAUCGGUGGUCUCGAGCUGAUUUGAUCCCGCUAACAGGCUAAUAACAAGCGCAGGUGGAUGACUCGCGAGACUCGACCUGGAUGUUGUCCUGUUUUCGAGAAAGAUGUCUGAGGAAUCAAACCGAAUUAAGGAUUUAAAUCAUCUCUGACGGGAAUCAGAAACACAUCACGGGUCUUCUUUAUUUCGAAAUGGAAAAUCAAGCGGGGGUCGUGUGGGCCAGCUAACGUUAGUCGGCUAUUUGGUUUACCUCAGAUGUGGAGGAUGCUGAUGCAAAACGCACUAGAACAGUCUAUCAUUUAAGGGGUUUCGUUUUUGUUUUUAGUCUUAUAACAAACUGACAGCUGUUUAGAACAUAGUCUGUUGUGCUUAACAUAUAAAAUAAGUAAAGCUUUAUUCAAUCAGACUGCGAGACAAUCACGGUGUAAUGAUUGAAUACACUGCCUCGUGUUUAUAUAUCAUAACGACUUUAAAAAGGACUAUUUAAACCAGGGAAGUGUCAAGCCUGUUAUAAGUGUGCACUUAUAAUGAUUUGCUAAUGAGGUAGGCACAGUUUUUUAACAGUAGGAAGUUAGGGGUUAUGAAUUAACUCAAAUGGAAUUUGGAUGUAGAGUCUGAUAUUUGCAAUGAUGUAGCUUUCUAUUUUAUGUAUUCUCUUAUACAUGUAUAGUUUUUAAAAAUGUAUUUUUAUGAGUAGCAAUCUUAAGCAGUGAAGUAUUCUUAUUAUUAUGUGUUGAUUAGGAUGUGGAUCAGCAUGUUUUGAGAAGUCUUAUGUUAAAUGGAUUAGACGUGACUUGGAAUGAGGAACAGGGCCAACUAUUUUUUUUUUUUCAUGGAGAGAUUUGCAUAUCGGAAAAAAAUAUGAGCUGUAUUACAGCAGUGAAACAUUAUCCCUGUGUCUGCAAAAGUAAACAGUAGUUGAUCAUUUACAGGGAGGUGGACGCUUACGCAUGGGUCUUGACAAGGAUAUUUCUUUUGGUGCGUAUUCUGGAAGAGGCCACCAACUGCUUUUGAAUUCCGAACAUUAUUACUUUGUGGGAUCAUAACAAAGGAUUCGAAUUUCUGGGAUAUUUCCAUUUGUCAGAGGAGAGAACUCUUCUAUUCAAUGGAGCAAGUUCUCUCCAGCCCUCAGGGGUGUUCUGAGUGGGAGGUGAGCGGGAAAGCUGAGUGGGAAUCUGAGCAGAAUCCCCUCGGAUUUCUCCUUAUGGAUAAAGACAACAUUUCUGUUGGUGAUUCUACUAAUGAAAUAUUUCAGGAAAAAACCAUAAACCUAGAUGACCUGUUUUGGUCCUCUCAGUAUUCCGGGCAGACAUAUUCCUGGGAAAAUGGUUUGGAAUGCGUCUAUCCCGAAUGGACGACUCUGCCUCAUCCUUCCCAAGGUCUCAAAGGAGAGGGUUCGCCUGGAGGUUCUGAAAUUGCUGAUGGAGAUCUCAUCUGUUUUAAUUCUAGAUCUACUAGUCCUACACUCUCGAACAUACCCGUGGAGAACCAAAACAACUUUUCUGACCUUUCUGAACAGGUGCCUGAUUUCCUGCAACCUGUGGAGGUUACUGCCACUUCAAAUUCUCUAGAUGUGUACACAGGUGAGAUGGGUAUUAUUGACCCCACAAUUCAGUCUGACAAAACAAUACUACAAGAAACUCACCUCCUUGAUGACACACUUUUAACAAACUGUGAAUUCAGCAAUAAUUCCUUAGAGGAAAGAACAUUUGUGAACAUUGACAGUCAGUGCUUGCUUUCACUUGGGACUCAUCUCACUCUGGAAUCUGAUGGUUUGUUGCCCGUUUCUCCUGUGGCGUUGUCAUGUACAGAUACAAACUCAAAUCCCAAACCUUCAAUUAUUUGUCAGACACCUUUAUCUACACCAGAACACAUCUACCUCCCAUCCUCAACCCUUUCCUGUGAGGCCAUCCCUCCGACGACCUGUACAGAACCAACUGUCCUGUCAUUUCACGAAGGUAGUACUCUUCUUUCACUGAAUGAGAUGGAGAUGUUGUUACCUGGGCUGCUGGUUGGAGGUCUAUACUCUGAACAGGAGAGUAGUAAGCCCUCAGGUAGUAACGAGAUCCAUGACAAUGAUCUUCAGAGCCAAGACACAACAGACGCUAACAUAGAAACAACACAACUAUCUUCUGAAGCAGAUACUGUAUGUAGUACUCCAUUAGGUGAGUCUUGCAAAUCACCUGAACAUUGUGAAGAAGUGUUGUGUGAUUUAUCCACAGAAUGGACAUUUGAUGCACAGACGGUUGGAGAAAAGAUAGAGGAGGAGGUUGCAUCCAAUGCUACAACUGAAAAUGUUUUUUCUGAAGCAAAAACAGAACUCACACCAAUUGCUUUUGGUGAUAUACAAGCAGAAGAUCCUUCAUCUGAAAGCCUGCUUGACAAAGAUAAACAUAAAGAGUCUACAUCAGCCUUGUCAGUCUACACAUUUGAGAAUAAUGCAUUAAUUGACCUCUCGUCUGAAGAUGACAUCUUAUUUGAGGAUCACAGCCAGCCCAAACAUUCAGCUGAGGCUGAAGCCUUAUCUGAGGUGUCUCAUGACGGAGAUAUUCCUGAUUCCAUGUUUGAGAUCUUAACAGACAGCAUCUCUUGCAAAUCUGUGCCAUCUUUAGACUCUGUAAUUCCACCUGUGACAGAUGCUACUGAGAUAACAGAACAGGACAAAUGUGAUGCAAACUUACCUGAUCUUGAAUCUAAUGCACUCAUCCUUGAAUUUCAGAAUAAUGUAACAAAUGUAGAAACAGACAACGUAAAAGGUGACCCUGAGGCUAUGGAGACACAGCGAGCCGAUGUUAGACCCACAAUAGGUAACACAGAAGACUUCGACACACUCAAAGUUUUAGAGAGCUCAGAUCUGCAUCAAAAUCAAAAGGCAACCAAUUCUCAGAGUAAGUCGGACAGUUUGCAAAUUGUUAAUUUACACCUAGACGACAGUGAAGCUGACAACAAUCAAGAACUGAAUGGAAUGAGUGAAACCUGUCAGGAGCAAGUCAGUGCUCAACAAAAAGAGAGCACGCUUGUGGAAAAUCUCACACCUUUGGACCAACUGAAUGACUCUUUGACUGCAAACUUAAGUGCAAUUGUAAUAGAUACACCUGAAGAAAAUGUAACAGCUCACAAUGACGGUCUUAACACACCGCCGAAUGUUGAGGAGAAACUUCACAGUUUGUCUUUACAGGGUGGGGAGAGAUCAGAUUGCAGUUUGUCUACUCAGAAUCAAGUCAUACCUCAUUGUGCAAGUAAUCCUGAGUCCACUCCCUUCACCUGUGCAGGUGAUCAGCUGACCAUGACGGGUGGACUUGUGGGGCCGGAUCUUACAGAGACCACAGAGACUCCCAGCCAAUUGCGUGAAGCUACUGGUGAGGGAGAGGCGGAGUUUCCUUCUCAGCUUACACAUCAGGAGGAUUUCCAUCAGCUGACACUAUCACAGAUAUACCUGGCACAAGAGCAACAAGUGAGCUCAGUCGCCCCCAGCUCUCCUCCCUCACACAGAAAUGUCUUUCCCUGUGGAGCCAGCCUGGAUAGGGAGGCCUACCUGACCUUGAUGGAGAAUAAUCCUGAUGCACCCAACAUUACCAAACAUGCAGAAAUGACUCUGGAUCUGUGCAAGGCCUCAGAUGCUCUGCCGACCAAAUCGCUCCAUGACCAGAGGGUCCCCGUGGAUUUGAUAAACGUGCCUAUAGUUUCCGCAACAGCCCAUAAAAGCGAGGAGCAGUCACCUCUCCGAGCAGUUUUCCAGGCUCUGGAUCAGGACGGGGAUGGAUUUGUCCAUAUUGAGGAGUUCAUCGAGUUUGCAAAAGCAUAUGGAGCCGAACAGGUGAAGGAUCUGACACGGUUCUUGGAUCCCAGCGGUCUGGGUGUGAUCAGUUUUGAGGAUUUCCACAGAGGCAUCAGCGCAAUCAGCAAUGAAGGAUCUGAUCCAGACCUCUACAAGACUCAUCUCAGUGCAGUGGAAGUCAGUGGACCUCCAGAGGAAUACGACGAGCAGGCGGAGGUCUCGGACAGUGCCUAUCUCGGAUCGGAGAGUGCCUAUAGUGAGUGUGAAACCUUCACGGAUGAGGACACAACGGCUCUGGUCCAUCCAGAACUUCAUGAGGAUGUGGAGACCGACAGCGGCAUUGAAAACACACUCACAGAUGGAGACGAUCGCAACAGGUUCACAUUGGGCUCUGAUUUGAAUGGCCACACCCUCGUGGCCGUGAUUGGAGGAGAGGAGGAGCACUUUGAGGAUUUCGGUGAGAGUAACAACACUUCAGACCUGCUGCUGGCCAAUCAGGAGGAUAGAGGGGCGGGGCCAGAGGAGGAGGGAACUACAGAGCCACACCCAGAAAGCCCACUCCCCCGCCCCCUGAUGCUGCUCUCGCCUAGCCCCAGCUCUUUUCCUGCUAGUUUCCAGAGUUUCCUUCAGUCGGAGGCACUGGAGUUUUUCUGCACUCACUGUCAUAAGCAGUUCAGUCGUCUGGAGGAUCUGUCCACGCGACUGCAGUUGCUAGAGAUGAAUAGUUCCAGCAAGAGGCUGUCCACUAAGAAAGCAGCAAGACACUUGCAGCAGUCUGGCACUCUGGAUGUCAUGGGAGAUCUGUCUCAAGACAUUUUGGACCUUGCAGAUCGUGACAUCACAGACAAGGUGUUGCUGUUGGAGAAGCGCGUGUGUGAGCUGGAGAAGGACUCGUCAGAGAGCGAAGAGCUGCAUGCACGUCUGCGGCAGGAGAACCUCACUCUCGUCCACCGCGCAAACGCUCUGGAGGAACAGCUGAAGGAGCAGGAGCUGCGCGCAGAGGACAACUUACUCAUGCACACACGUAAACACAGAGAUACUCUGAACAAACUCCAGCGAGAGAGAGACCUGGAGAUCGAAAACCUCCAGGCCAGGUUGAAUCAGUUGGAUGAGGAGAACAGUGAGCUGAGGUCAUGUGUUCCCUGUCUGAGAGCCAACAUUGAGAGACUUGAGGAGGAAAAGAGGAAACUUCAGGAUGAGGUCGACGACAUCACAGAUCGACUGACUGAAGAAAUCGAAUCUCGCAGGAAAAUGACCGACAAACUGAGCCAUGAACGUCACACAAACCAGAAAGAGAAGGAGUGCACUCAGGGGUUGAUAGAGGACUUAAGAAAGCAGCUGGAACACCUGCAGCUGUUUAAGUUGGAGACUGAAGCGAGAAGAGGCCGAUCGGCCAGCUCCGGCCUGCAGGAAUACAACAGUCACAUGAAAGAGAACGAACUGGAGCAGGAGAUACGCAGACUCAAACAGGAUAACCGAAGUCUGAAGGAGCAGAACGACGAGCUGAACGGUCAGAUCAUAAAUCUGAGCAUCCAGGGAGCAAAGAGUCUGUUUUCAGAGUCACUCUCAGAGUCACUCGCUGCCGAGAUCAACAACGUCUCCCGCGCUGAGCUGAUGGAGGCCAUCCACAAACAGGAGGAGAUCAACUUCCGCCUGCAGGACUACAUCGACCGCAUCAUCGUCGCCAUCAUGGAGUGUAACCCCUCCAUCCUGGAGGUCAAAUAAUCAUUAUGGCAAUGACCCUGAUUUAUGAACUGAAACGGGAGGCGAGAGGCUUAAAGAACAGACUUGCAGAUGAUGUGAAGAUUCCAAUCAUUAUUUUGAUCAAAUAAUUUAAUAAUUCAGAGCACUGUUAGUUGAAUGUGUAUGUGUGUGUGUGUGUGAACAGCCCUGUCCUUCGGUUCCUGUGACUUCCCUCUGUUUUGGGAUUGAGGUGCCCAUUCCCUCUUUGUAUGUGUUCACAAUUCAUAGACUGGAUUCCAGUGUAAGAAAAUAGUUUAAGUUACCAGUGUAAGUCUGGUUUAAGCAGUCACAACGUUGGCCCAUGUGAGGGACAUUUGCUGACCUGAGGGUUGAGCGUGUGCGUACGAUUAAAGCUCCUAAUUGAGUUUUUGCAAAAUGUUAGUGCUGUUUUCAGUUGCGUUUUUUUUUCCUUAAAAUUCUUAUUUAUUACAAUGAUGCAGAAGGCAAAGGAUCAAGAGAGGUCGACGCCCACCAAGGGAGCUCGCAAUGUUGCAUUGUGGGUAAGGUAAUCGGUCCUUUGCUUUUUUUUUUGCGGAGGAUAUUCGUCAGCUGCCUCCUGUCAUGGAUUCUUUCCAAAAGACUUUGAUUUUCUGUACAGAAGACUCUUUAAAACUCACUGGAAAUGUUCAUUGCACUCUGGUUAAUUUUAUUUUUUGAGAUAAUAUUGUUUGCUAUUUAAAUUGUUUGAAAGAAAAUGAAGUGAAGUUGUUCCAUCGACGUUGGCGGGAAAAAGAAGCGGACACUUGAAGCACUGAAGGGAAAUCGAACCGUUGACUGACACGCGGGAAAAAAUUACUUGCUUCUUUCUGCUUUUCAAAAUUCUCUCUCUGGUGAAAUCUGGUGUAAAUAUUGAUCUAGAAAGUUUGUAUUUUUCGUUCUUGGAAUCGUAUUUGUAUGGACAAAUGGAAUUAAGAUUCCGUUUAAUUUUGUCUUCCACUUGAUUUCAUCUGUUCCAGCGCGCCAUUAUGGAAGUACAUCCCGCUCAUCUGGAACAAGCAUGUUUGAUUUUUUUUUUUUUUUCUGGAAAAUCCAGUGGAGAGUUUAAAUUAAAGAUUUUUGGAUUGUGGAAAAGCACGCUGCAGUUCACAUUUUCCUUCCCCCAACUCUUUUAAGAGCCAUCCUAUCAGUUUUUUCUUACAAGACGAUGAACAUUCGAAGACGCUGCUGUCACGUGACGUCUGUAUGGCUGUUUAAAAGCUACUGUAAUGACUGAUAUAACUUAAAGCGCGGGAAACUUUGCUUCUGUAUACUUUUGAAUACGUGCGUUUCCCGCCGUCUGUCUCUUUCCUUAAUUUCCUUACAGAGACAAUUAGGAAAGAGCUGAAUCUACUGCUCUUGACCUGUCUGGUGUUGAACAGCUGUUGUAUAUGAUUUAAGAUAUGUUAAUACGCAUUUUCAGUGUCCAAAGACAACAUUUCACCGCUUAGAAGGAGUUCUGCUUGCCACUUAGACUGUAAUAAAAGACUAAUGAUAGUUAUAAAUACAUGUUAAUAAAACAACCAAAAAAACGACUCCUCGUAAUGAAGGAUACAAUUGUAAAAAAAAAAAGAAAUGUUUACUCGUUAAGGUUAUUGUAUAAAUGAAAGAUAUCAGUAUUGUCUUCUGUUGAAUGUUUUGCUUUCUUUUGAAGAUUCCCCCCCACCAUAAGAUGUAUCUUUUAUUGUUCGGGGUCUUAUAGAUUUUCAAAUAAUUGUAUGAAGGUUAAAAUACAAGUGAAAAUAAAAUUAGUCACCAAUAAAUUAAGUGCAAAUAA
This is a messenger RNA of Carassius carassius (crucian carp), 7453 nucleotides long. It is a transcript of the gene rab11fip3, whose product is annotated as RAB11 family interacting protein 3 (class II). Gene Ontology annotation, molecular function: calcium ion binding. Gene Ontology annotation, biological process: regulation of cytokinesis; endocytic recycling. NCBI's taxonomy places the organism in Eukaryota, Metazoa, Chordata, Actinopteri, Cypriniformes, Cyprinidae. Gene Ontology annotation, cellular component: endocytic vesicle; midbody; recycling endosome membrane. Bases 1285 to 5682 code for a protein of 1465 amino acids. The transcript has 14 exons. The record is from RefSeq and is a predicted model, not a curated record.